Messenger RNA from Malania oleifera, 2556 nucleotides. RefSeq names its product probable starch synthase 4, chloroplastic/amyloplastic. NCBI's taxonomy places the organism in Eukaryota, Viridiplantae, Streptophyta, Magnoliopsida, Santalales, Ximeniaceae. The transcript has 19 exons. Bases 63 to 2069 code for a protein of 668 amino acids. The record is from RefSeq and is a predicted model, not a curated record.
UCUGUCGCUCUCUCUCGCUCUCUCUCUCUCUCUGGCUUGGACUUCCAAGUUCAGAAGCUUGGAUGUUAAUGGGGACGUUGUUGAGCGCUGCGAUCACUCCGCUCCCUCCACUUUCAGUCGUCAACGCUGCUAGCCACAAGCCUACUAAAGCGCCUGCAGUUCGUUGCUCGAGGUUAAGUGGUCAUGAUAAUGUAAAAAUGUCUCAGUCAUCAAGUAGUGAGCAAGAAAUAAAACAUAAUGAUAUUUGGAAACUCUUCAAAGAAGCACAGCAAAACAUUUUGUACUUAAACAACCAACGUCUGAUGGCUGUGGAGGAGCUAAAUGAGGCUAAGAGAGAGAAACAAUUGUUGCUUGAUAGGAUAGAACAUCUUGAGGCGGUGAAGCAACCCAGUGUUGGAAAAGAUAAUCUAUCAGUUGGCUGGGAUUUGCUGCUUCGGAUAGAUUCAAUGGUCCUCACAGGCAUGAUUGGCACAGGAGAAGCAUCUAAUGUGAGGAGGCUGAUCAUGGACUCAAAAAUUAAUGUAGCUGAUGUUCUUCCCAACAUUUGGCAGAAGGGAGAUGCUGAGCUUCUGACAGAGCUUCGCCACUUCACUGACAAAAGUAAAAAGAAUUGCUUCCACAUUGUUCACAUUUGUACUGAAAUGGCACCAGUGGCCUCUUUUGGAUCGUUGGCAUCAUAUAUAACUGGCUUAUCUUGUGCGUUACAAAGAAAGGGCAACUUUGUUGAGGUUAUUUUACCAAAGUAUUCAAAGUUGGACCUAGACAAAGUCCAAGGAUUGCGAGAGAUUGAUGCAGAGUUUUACUCAUAUUAUAAUGGUCAAUUGCACGGAAACAGGAUUUGGACUGGUGUUGUCCAUGGUAUUGGGGUUACUCUUCUUCAACCUCUAUACUAUUCAUCUUUUUUUAGCCGAGAGCGGAUAUAUGGUUACUCAGAUGAUUUUGAACGAUUUACUUACUUCUCUCGUGCAUCAUUGGAUUACAUAGUUAAAUCUGGAAAGCAGCCUGAUGUAUUACAUAUUCAUAACUGGCAGACUGCUAUUGUUGGGCCGCUUUUUUGGGACAUUUUUGUUAAGCAGGGGCUUGGGAAUACUAGAGUAUUGUUAACAUGCCAUGGUUUCGAUAUUCAGUGCAUCGAGCAACCUGACAAGCUAGCACUUUGUGGACUUGAUCCUUCUAGACUUCACCGCCCUGAUCGCUUGCAAGAUAACACUAAGACGCAUCUUGUAAAUAUUUUGAAGGGUGGAGUUGUUUACUCUAAUAAAGUUGUAAUAAUGUCAUUCAUGCAUUCAAAAGGCAGGUUUAUUCGUAGUUUGAAUCAUGGGUUGGAGCCCACCUUGGCAAUACACAAGGAUAAGUUGUUAAUUGCUCCUAAUGGCUUUGAUGACUCCACAUGGGAUCCUUCCAAGGACAAAUUUCUUCCAGCGAUCUACACUGCAGAUGAUAUGAAGGGGAAAGCUAUCUGCAAAGUAGCACUGCAGCGGCAUCUGGGGUUGCCAGAGCAUGCUUCCACUGUGCUUGUAGGAUGUGUCCUCUCAGAAGUUUCAGAUGUUGAUCUGGAGAAGUUGAAGGCAGCUGUUUUGAUUGCUUACAGGAGAGGCAUUCAGUUUAUCUUCAUGGGGUCUAGCAAAAUGCCAAGUAUAAACAGGGCUCUAGAAUCUUGUCAAGAAGAACUCAAGGAUGAAAGUGCCAGAUUUAUAAAAAAAUACGAUGAGGUUUUAUCACAUUUAAUCUUUGCAGGAUCAGACAUUAUCUUGUGUCCAUCUUUUCAUGACCCAGUGCUCCAAGUUCUGCUGAAGGCUAUAAAAUAUGGAGCAGUGCCAAUUGCAGUGAUGUACAAUGACAACAGAUUGGGGCACAGUGGAGAUCGUGAAUUUGACAGCACCAAGGUAUUGCACUACAUUGGCAGUACCUUUGCAAAUAUGUCCCUGAGCCAAGCCCUUGAUGAAAUGAAGAACAAUCCAUUGCAGUGGAGUCAAAGGAUCCUGGAUGCAAUGGAAAAGGACUUCUCAUGGGAUGCAGAAUGCAGUGAGAUACAUAUUGAUGCUUAUGCAUUCCUAAAAGACUUGUGAAGCUGGUGGAAUUUCAAAUGUGCAUAUGCAUAUACAAAUGUAUCAUAUGUGUAGCUUUAUGGGCACUGCAGAGACAAGGCAUUCUUCUCUAUGUUGAUGUAUUUGUUAAUAGACUUCACGGAGGGGGUGGUGGAAUUAAUUCAAGUUUGUGGUCUUUUAGUGUUGAAUGUAGCAGCAGUAACAAAGUUCAUUUGAGAAAACAGCGUGAAGACAUAUGCCAGCUGCUGGUUGAAGAGAGCAAUAUUGAGGGCCCACUGGACUACAUAAUGGGGGUACUUCAUCCCCUAUUCUACCCUUACCAAUGUUAGAAAAAUUGAGAUCCCCAAUACAGAAGUCUUUCCAUUGUGAUGUCUUGGGGAACAAUAAAUGUUUCAAAUUUUGUUUAUGCAUAAAGAAAAAAGAUUUUCGUUGAUUUUUGUGGGGAUUAGUUAUUAAUGUGUGCCCUAAAGGUACUUGUCAAUAUUACUAUCUUAAGAACACAUAUUUU